CUUUUUUCACACAAACAGGGGGAAAAGAUAGCGUGAAAGCAAAAUGUCAAUUGGUAUCUUUUGUCAUUCAACUACUGUACGUGACACAGAGAGGGGAAGUCGACCAAUGGCCCUGAAUUAAAACAAUCAUAUACAAACCUAGUCUUCAGACUGGCAUUUGCUUUUUAUUGUGCGACAGUGUAUUUUUGAAUGUUACCUUCUAAUUCUUUAUUUCUUACAAUAUACUCCAACCAAAAUUGUCUAUAAGGAUAUUUUUCCCCCCGGCAGUAAUUUGUUAUGUAGUUGUUUUUUUUGAUGAUUUGGUGAAAACAUAGGAUGGAGCAACCCCUUUGUCGGUUACAUAAGGAGAUCAAUGAUUAAAUGAUUGGGUUUGGACUGAGUGGAAGCUUUUGGAGAUAGUUGGCGAUAACACCCACGAAAAAGGCAGAUUAGCAGGUUGUAGGUUGAGCACAAGUUUCUGCUCUGUUAUGACAAAUAUGUCUGGCGGGGACGUCCCCAGCUCUUAUUCCAGUUUGCUCUGAGGGAACAUGUUGGUGAUCGCUUUCUCACAUCGGUGUCCCACACACAAGAAAUCCGAGACCCGUCUGAGGGGCGGCAGCUGAUUUUCUGUGAGGAUAGAUUUUGGCCUCGGGUGUAAAGGUUAAGGAACCCGUCUGUACUGUCCCACAGGCAAACAAAUUCGCCAGCCUUGAGUAAAGUCCAAUGGGGACCACGGCAGCAACAACACCCCAGAGUCAGUGCAUCAUCCUUAGGCAGAGGACCGGGCUGCGAUAUCAUGGAUCUCCUCCACAGCUGGGGGGUCGAGCUGGCGGUCCAUCUGCAGACCGGGUACAGCCGGUACGGGGGCCUGUUCAGCGUGGCAUCGACGGUGGCCGAUCUGCACACCACCUUCUUCUGGCUGUUCCCGGUCUGGUUCCACCUGCGGAGGCACGCGGCGCUCAGGCUCGUCUGGGUGGCUGUCGUCGGCGACUGGCUCAACUUGGUCCUGAAAUGGAUUCUUUUCGGGGAGAGACCCUACUGGUGGGUUCACGAGACCCGGUUCUACGGAGCAGGUCCGGUCCCCUCUCUGCAGCAGUUCCCCAUCACGUGUGAGACUGGACCAGGAAGUCCUUCAGGUCAUGCUAUGGGUGCAGCGGGUGUCUGGUAUGUGAUGGUAACAGCGCUACUCUCCGUUGCAACAGAGAAGCGAUGCCCCCCUUUGCUAUACAAGUUCUUGCAGAUAGGCCUGUGGAUGGUGAUGGGCCUGGUGGCGCUGGUGGUCUGCAUGUCGAGGGUCUACAUGGCGGCGCACUUCCCUCACCAGGUCAUUGCUGGAGUCAUCACAGGUGUGCUAGUAGCUGAGGUCGUCUCCAAGGAGAUAUGGAUCUACAGCGCCAGCAUGAAGAGGUACCUCUUCACAACCCUCUUCUUGACCUCCUUCGCCGCGGGCUUCUACCUCCUGCUCAAAGCGGCGGGCGUGGACCUGCUGUGGACCCUGGACAAGGCCCAGAGGUGGUGCGUCAGGCCCGAGUGGGUCCACCUGGACAGCACGCCCUUCGCCAGCCUCCUGCGGAACAUGGGCACGCUGUUCGGCCUGGGCCUGGGCCUGCACUCGCCGCUCCACACGGGGACCGAGGGGAAGGACACAAGUGGCGCUUUCAAGACGGUUUGUAUCAUUGUCUCUUUGUUCCUGCUUCAGCUGUUGGACGGAUGGACAUUUUCCACCGAAAACCAUACGACUUUCUACUUCCUGUCUUUCGGAAAGAGUGCGGUUGCACUUUUGAUCCCGACCUCUCUGGUGCCUUGGGCCCUCAGCGGGAUUUGCAGGGCAAAGAAAGACGCCAAGAACUUGUAAUUGUUGUCAAGCUUGUAGCUUAAAGUCCAUUUUUUUUGUUUAAUUUUCUGUAGGAUUUUUUUCUCUCUCGUAUGUUAAUGACACUAGGAUAUUCAUUUUGGACAGUGUCGCUGAAGUUGCAGACCUUGAUAACAGUUCGUACUAUAGAUUUUUUUUUAUUCACUUUCUUGCCUAAUGAGAGGAUGGAUGCCACUGCAAUGUCUUUAUGCCAAAUAUAAAGCUAAAAACAGCA
Messenger RNA from Scophthalmus maximus (turbot), 2066 nucleotides. It is a transcript of the gene g6pc1a.1, whose product is annotated as glucose-6-phosphatase catalytic subunit 1a, tandem duplicate 1. Gene Ontology annotation, cellular component: membrane. The transcript has 6 exons. Gene Ontology annotation, molecular function: glucose-6-phosphatase activity. Gene Ontology annotation, biological process: glucose 6-phosphate metabolic process; gluconeogenesis. The record is from RefSeq and is a predicted model, not a curated record. The coding region runs from base 776 to 1834 and encodes 352 amino acids. Lineage: Eukaryota; Metazoa; Chordata; Actinopteri; Pleuronectiformes; Scophthalmidae.